AUGGCUGCCAUAAGCGUCCACAUAAUAAAGAGUGGAGAGCCUGCAUUCAGUGUAUUGGUGUCGAGGUUGCUGUUGGGUGAAACUUUCCCUCUGCCGGUGUAUUUGUCAUUGGUCCCCAUCAUUGGCGGUUGUGCCCUGGCGGCGGUGACCGAGCUCAACUUCAACAUGACCGGUUUUGUGGGCGCAAUGAUAUCGAAUCUUGCAUUUGUGUUUCGGAACAUAUUUUAUAAGAAGGGGAUGAAAGGGAAGUCAGUUGGUGGGAUGAACUAUUAUGCUUGCUUGUCGAUUCUAUCCCUAUUGAUACUCAGACCUUUUGCUAUUGCAAUUGAGGGCCCGCAGAUGUGGACUGCUGGCUGGCAGAAGGCACUUUCACAGAUUGGUCCACAUUUCGUCUGGUGGGUGGCUGCCCAGAGUGUCUUCUACCAUUUGUACAACCAGGUUUCAUACAUGUCCUUGGAUGAAAACUCUCCUUUGACGUUUAGUAUUGGGAACACCAUGAAGCGUAUUUCUGUCAUUGUCUCAUCCAUCAUAAUCUUCCACACGCCUGUUCAACCUGUCAAUGCGCUUGGAGCUGCCAUUGCUAUCCUUGGAACUUUCCUCUAUUCCCAGGCAAAACAGUGAACCUAAACAAGAUUCGGAAGGUCCUGUAACGAGAGCAGAGCAGGUUUACGCACUCGCACGAGGCACUUAAAGCAACAGUGUAAUCAGGCUGAUAUUUACAGGGUCGAGAGCCAAUUUUUUUUGCGUAGAUAGAGAUGCAUCUAAAUAUGUAGAUCACUAAAAUAAAAGAGAGAGAGAGAGAGAGUGAGAGAGAAGAACUUUUGUUUACUUUUUUGAGUGGGCUCACAAACCUCCUCCUCCUGUGCUUGUGAACUACAGUAGAUAUAGUAUGAAAUAAAGGUCUU
Molecule: messenger RNA, 905 nt
Organism: Musa acuminata AAA Group (dessert banana)
Lineage: Eukaryota; Viridiplantae; Streptophyta; Magnoliopsida; Zingiberales; Musaceae
Product: glucose-6-phosphate/phosphate translocator 2, chloroplastic-like
Exons: 2
Coding region: 1-621 (206 amino acids)
Cellular component (GO): Golgi apparatus
Molecular function (GO): triose-phosphate transmembrane transporter activity; phosphoglycerate transmembrane transporter activity; antiporter activity
Source: RefSeq, a predicted model, not a curated record